UGAAAAAUUCAAACAAAUGAUUUUUCCACAAAUUAUUUCCUCUUGUUGACUUCUAUCUCAAAGAAAAAAACAAAAAAAAUUGUGGUGGAGUGUUAACUACUUCAUCAGUAAUCAGAAGGUUUGGGUUUGAGCCUUCUUGAGUAUAUAAUUGUCUUUGUUAGAAUACGUAUAAACCCUAAUUUGGAACUACUUCCCGAUACGAAUUCAAAUUCAAUCUGCUUCAAUAUGAAUAUCGGACACUCGACUGAAAAAACAAAAAGCAAAAGUAAAACUGCUCUUACCAUUUCCUGUUUUACUCAUUAAUUUUAAAAAAUCCCUUUUGUCUCUUUUAUUCAACCAUUUUCUUCCCAUUAUCUAUCACCAUCAUCUCUUGUAUUGACUUCUGUCACUGAAAAAUGAUAAAAAGUCGUGAUGGAGUGGUAAGUACUCUUUCAUUUUUCAUCAGAAGUUCAAGUUUGAGUGUAGUUAGUUACAAAGUCAUCUUUAUUAAUCUUUACCUUCAAUAUGAAAUUUCAUUGAUAUCAAACACCAAGUUGAAAAACCAAAAAAUACUUCAUUUCACUUUGUUUCUUCAUCUUUGACAGCGGCUGAUCAGUUUGCACAGGUGAUCUCUUUCUCCGACUCGAAAUCCGGAAAAUCUCAUCUGGAGAAAUGGAAAGAGUAACCCCUUCAAUUUUGUGUAGUCUCUGUGUUAUUGUGUUGAUUCUACUUCUAUCUGAUACAUCAGUGGCUGAAUCGACAUCUCAGAUAGUCCAGAUCGUAUGUGGAAACGAAACGGGGGCUAACGUCACAAAUUAUAUGGAUACAACGAAAAACAUAAGUCAACAAAUGAGAACUAGAGGAUAUGGAGUAGCAGUUACCGGUACUGGAUUAGAUACUAACUAUGCACUUGCCCAAUGCUAUAAUAAUUUUUCUUUAGUCGACUGCGUCUUAUGCUUCACUGAAGCGGAAGCUCUCCUGCCCCAAUGCUACCCUUAUAACGGACGUAGAAUUUAUCUUGAUGGAUGCUUUUUUCGAGUGGAUGAUUACAUGUUCUAUGACCAGUAUUUAGGUCCAGAGGAUAGGCAUUUAUGCGGAAACAGGACGAAAAAGGGUGCAUUGUUCCAACAGAAUGCUAGGCGAGCCGUGCAGAAAGCUGUUGCAAAUGCACCGAGUAAUGAUGGUUAUGCACGUGCCGAAGUGUCAGUACACGGUCCUUUCAACGAAACAGCUUACGUUCUCGCUGAUUGUUGGAAGACACUGAACGCGAACUCCUGCGCAGCGUGUUUGCGAAAUGCAUCUGCAUCUAUGUUGGGAUGCUUACCUUGGUCUGAAGGUAGAGCCCUUUACACUGGAUGCUUCAUGAGGUAUUCUGAUUCAAAUUUUCUCGAUGAUACUUCUACCAGUGGAGGUUCGUCAUCAAGGGGAAAAGUUGUAGUCAUUGUCAUAAUUGUUGUAAUUAGUUCCGUUGUCGUUCUGGGAGCAGCUAUUUUUGUUGUUUUUGGUGUCUGGAAGAAGAAACAAAUCCAGCAGAAGAGAAAAGGUGCAAAUGAUGUUGAGAACUUCAAGUAUUCGGCACUUGACAAAGCCACGGGGUCAUUUGAUGAGGCCAACAAGCUCGGGCAAGGCGGAUUUGGCACAGUUUAUAAGGGUGUUUUGGCAGACGGAAGAGAGAUCGCCGUCAAAAGGCUGUUCUUCAACAACAAACACAGAGCUGCAGAUUUUUAUAACGAGGUUAACAUUAUCAGUAGCGUCCAGCACAAAAAUUUGACAAGGUUAUUAGGAUGCAGCUGCUCAGGACCGGAAAGCCUUCUUGUAUACGAGUUACUCCCUAACCAGAGUCUUGAUCGCUUCAUAUUUGACCCUAUCAAAGGUAAAGCUCUAAAUUGGGAGAAAAGAUUUGAGAUAAUUGUAGGGACAGCAGAAGGAAUGGUAUACCUACACGAGAACACAAAUACACGAAUAAUUCACAGAGACAUUAAGGCAAGCAACAUCCUGUUGGACUCGAGGCUCCGUGCAAAGAUUGCUGAUUUUGGGCUGGCCAGGUCGUUUCAAGCAGACAAGAGUCACACAAGCACUGCCAUUGCUGGCACAUUAGGAUAUAUGGCUCCAGAAUACUUAGCGCGCGGUCAACUAACAGAAAAAGUAGACAUCUACAGCUUUGGAGUUCUUCUACUAGAGAUUGUUACUGGAAGACAAAAUAACAAGAGAAACAACGCCGAAUAUACAGUCAGCUUAGUUUCCGAUGCAUGGGAGCACUUUCAACGUGGGAUAGUGGAGGAUCUGUUCGAUCCGAAUCUCAUGUUGCAUAACAACCAUACAAUAAAUGUGAAAAAUGAGGUUGCAAGAGUGUUGCAUGUGGGACUUUUGUGCACUCAAGAGAUCCCAACGUUACGUCCAUCCAUGUCCAAGGCAUUACAAAUGUUCAUCAAGAAAGACGAAGAGUUGCCUCCUCCUACUAAGCCGCCAUUCGUGGAAGAGAAAACCAUGGAAACUCAUAACCCUAGGGAGAAGUACUCGAUAAAAGAAGGCGCUUCUGCUACGAUUGCCAACUUAUCUCACAGUUCAUUUUACCCCAGAUGAUGAUAUCCCAAUGCCCUGAAAAUGAAUUAUAAAUUGUAGGCAUGAUAUAUAGAUAGACACAUUAAAUUGACCUCAACUGGCCAUCAAACACUCCACUUUUGGCUAUGCACAUCUAGACACCUAUUUUGGGAUUCAAUGUGGAUGUGAGGCCUCAUUUGUUUUCAUUAAGAUUUAGAUGUUUGAUUCUGAAUGUACAUUUGACUGAUUAAGAUGGUUUGUUUCAACAUCUGAA
This is a messenger RNA of Solanum lycopersicum (tomato), 2794 nucleotides long. The record is from RefSeq and is a predicted model, not a curated record. NCBI's taxonomy places the organism in Eukaryota, Viridiplantae, Streptophyta, Magnoliopsida, Solanales, Solanaceae.